AUGGCCACCGUGCUGUCCAGGGCGUUGAAGCUGCCAGGGAAGAAGAACCCAGACCUGGGGGAGUACGACCCCCUCACCCAGGCAGACAGCGACGAGAGCGAAGAUGACCUGGUGCUGAACCUUCAGCAGCAGCAGCAGCAGCAGAAGAACGGCGGCGUCAAGAAUGGGAAGAGCCCUCUGGGGGAGCCCGCUGACUCGGACGUGGAGGGCGGGGGGACCCCCAAGCCGCCUCGUCUGGCCGAGGGUCCCCCUGAGGGCUACUCCCCGGGACCCCUGGGGGGGCUGGAGCCGAAGGCCGCCUCGUCCCUCGGGGCCUACCUGAGGACGUCCGUGUUCCUGCUGACGGUGCUGGUCUCCAUCGUCCUGGUGCUCGUAUGCGCCUUUCUGGUGCCCUGCCCACGCCGGGACCCCCGUGGGACGUGGACCCGCCUGCUGGGCCCACCGGGGGAGGGGGCCCUGACGGUGCUGGAGCUGACCGACGCCGGCGGGGACCAGCUGCCUGACGUCCUGCUUUCCUCCUCAGCUGCGGCAAACCUGAGCACACCAGGCGCCUCCAAGCCACUGGCCACACUUCAGGCCUUCUCAGGUCUGAACGGCAGCACCCUUUGGGCCCGCACCCUCCCGGAAGAGGCGCGAGGGGUGCAGUGUUCCAGGCUGGCGUGGCCAGGGGCCUCCGAGAGAGCCACCUGUGUCGUGACAGGGAUGUCCAAGCUGCUGACCACGGCCAGAGCCACCUCAGGGACGGCCGUGUGGACACUCGACCCGGCCCAGCUGGCCAACGGGACUCUGGCAGCCCCGGCUGCAAUCCUCCCGGACGUGGACGGAGACGGGGUCGGCGAUCUCCUGGUGCUGACCAUCGGAGAGUCACAGCUCGACCUGUGCUUCCUGCUGGUCUCGGGGAAGACUGGGACCGCCGUGGGCCGACCCGUGAAGUAUGGCAUCAUGGGAGCAGGGAUGCUAAUUGGUCCACAAGUCCACCUCACCCCCCACGGGGCCAUCUACAUCCUGUUCGGCUUCGGCAAUGUCCAGGCGGUGGCCCUGAGGGACGUCCUGGCCCAGGCCCAGCUCAGGGGUCGCUCCCUGCUGGCGCUGGAUGAGCCCGAGUGGGAGAAGCGCAGGGCCUCUAACCGGUCGGAGGUCAUUGACAUCUACAGCGGCGGCGUGGAGUUCCUUCAGGCCGUGAAGGCUGUGAACACCAAUUGCAGCCACCUCCUGGUGACCACUAAACAGGGGGUGUCCCUACUGCACGGCGAAGACCUCGGGAUCCUCUGGACCCUGGACCUUCCGGACAUAAGCAGCCAGCCGACCCCGGGGUAUUUCACCGACGACCAGACCCCGGACUUCCUGCUACAGGCCCAGAGGGGAGAAGGCGUGAAAAAGGUACUGGUGGUGGACGGCACGUCGGGUGCCACGGUCUGGAGCGCCCGCCUCCCGUGUCACCUCAGGGAGUCAGAUGCCGUCUCCGUCUUGACCUCCGACCGGAAGUCCGUCUUCCUCUUCUGGGCCGAGGGGCUGCCGGCUGGACCUGGCCGUUCGGAUGUCCGCGAGGGAGGGCCCGGCCUCCAGCACCUCUACAUCCUGCACCCGGCCUUCCCCUCGGUGCUCCUGGAUCUGACCAACGUCACGGGCACGGUGACCGCGUCCAAAGUUGGGACGGUCGAUGUCCGGAAGGAUGCGUUCUUUGUGACCAGCAGCACGGGGCCCCGCUCUGCCGGUCACCCGGGGCCUCUGGGCAUCCGCAGCCUGAGCCUGCGGGGGGCGCUGGCGGGGGGCCGGACGACGCCACUGCCGGACACGCCGCCCCCCCCGGCCUCUGGCCGCGGGGACCCACUGAGGCGUCUCCUCUCCAGGCUCAAGUUCGUCCGCUACGAUCACAAGUUCUAGCAUGGUGGCGCAUCCAGUUUGGGGCAGGACCAAAGGCCCCGGGGACUGACCCUCCCCGCAGGAAGUGGCUCUCGGGCAAGUCUGGGAGGACUCGGGUGGAGGGUGGGCCUGGCAGCCCCUGCCCCGGUCGGUCUGACCCCUCCCCACCCACCCAGGGUCCAGUGCAUCCCCGAGGGCUGGGGGGCAGCACCAUCUCUCUGCCCCCCACCCCUCACCCCCUUACCGGCCAGGGGCAACGGACUCCGAGGUUAAAGCUGGGUCCUGAAACCUGAAGAGGACCCUCGGGGCGGCCGACCCUCAGGGAAGACCACCCAGGAACCAGGCUGACCGUGCCCGCUCUCUACCACCUCCCCCAGCGUGCUGCGCCCGGGAGAGGAGGGUGGCCCUCUGGCUCCUCAGGGGCUGCCAUGUCAGGAACCCCCCACCCCCACCCCUUCCUCACCCCCACGCCCCAUCCCACCCUGCCCUGAGGUGGUCUGGAACUGUGAAUGUCCUAGAUGUCUAUUUUUUUGUAUGGGUAAUUUAUUAGCUCAGGCUGAGCAGCUUGGCACCAGGAAGCUAUGGUCCUGCACCAUUCCUCCUGGACGUUCAGUAUGGGGGGCCUGGACCCUUCUGUCUCUCCUCCCCCUGCCCUCUGGUUCCCACUGAUUCCUCCAGCCUCCCCCCACCACAGGCCCCGGUGAGCACCCCCAUCCCCGAGCCCCCCGAGAUCCAGAGUUGGUGGCAGGCAGGGGCGUUGUAAAUAUUUAAGUGUCUAAAGACCCCCAUCCCCUAGCCUGCCGCAGCCCCUGGGUCUUCUUCCUAGCUCUGUUGCCUCUGUAGAUUGAUAAGCCCCAUCCCCCAGUCCGGCUCAGGCCCAGCUUUCUCCUCGGCCACUGCCCACGGGGUGUUCCAGGAUAAAUCCGCAGCUUUCAGAAACCGCACUUCCCUUUGGCCGGGCUGGGGCCGUUUUGGAGGAUGGGUGGGCCCUGGAUGGUGUCCUGCUAGCCGUUACUCUGCCUUCGGGGUCCGGUUGGGCAGCUUGGGCAGGGCCGGGAGAGAUCGUGUCCAGCUGUAAGGGCCCACAGCCAUCAGUCUGGGCCCAGUCACCCCAGCCCAGGCUGGGCCGACUUGUUCUCCACCCUGGGGGUCGCCCCAAUGCACCCCCUCUGUCCACCCCAGCUCCUCCACCCAGACCCCAACCCACCCCGCCUUGGGGGGGGGUCCCACAAAAAGUCAAGGCGGCUAUAAGCAGGUACCGCCUCUCUGCCAUGCUGACCACCCACCCACCAGCCCCGUGGCCGCCCCACCCUGCUCAGGCUGCUUCCCCACCCCAACCUAGGGCCACCCCUGCUAGGAUCUGCUGGGGAAGAGAAGGAUGCUGGGGACCUGAACCGCGACGCCCAAUAAAUCUUGUGU
Messenger RNA from Tachyglossus aculeatus (Australian echidna), 3282 nucleotides. It is a transcript of the gene FAM234B, whose product is annotated as family with sequence similarity 234 member B. The record is from RefSeq and is a predicted model, not a curated record. Bases 1 to 1884 code for a protein of 627 amino acids. The transcript has 13 exons. NCBI's taxonomy places the organism in Eukaryota, Metazoa, Chordata, Mammalia, Monotremata, Tachyglossidae.